GAUGGAAAGUAAUAAAAAGAGGGACAGCGGCCAUUGUAUCGAGCAUCACACCGCCUUGUAUCCGUACCUCAGUAUCGAACAUCACGUGGGAGGGGGUUACGUCAGUCCAUUGGGCAGGGCGAAAUGGAAAUAAGUCAACCUUGCAGCUGGUUGUGUCGCCUUUGUGAUAGGAUACCGUCAUCCACUGCCACAGUAGCUCAGCUUUCCGCCCUCCAUCCUCGACUCCUGCGCCACGACAGAAGACCCCAAGAAAAUGCCAGCGCAAGGCAGCGAAGGAAGCUUCGCCGGCGUCUCGGCAUGGCUGUCGCAAGACCCGGAUUCAGAGACGUUUAUAUUUAGGAAGUUCAAUGACUUGAGCGCACGCAACAUACUAUAUCUGCAGUGCGAGCUGCUGGAGCUCGAGGAAAAGCUCAAGCGUAUCGACGAAAAAGUAUGGCCGAACGGCUCAAUCGAGCUGAAGGACGCCGCGAGGACGUGGGAGGAGCUUUUGGAUCAGGCUAAACGCCCAAACUCGAUGGCCAGUGAGAUGAUGACCGCGGUGACCGAGGUGAGGGAGAAGCUGAAAGAGUAUCACGAGGCUUUGGUCCUGCAAAAACAGAUCGCCGCCAUGCAUCGUCCCAGGAACGGGGCCCUGGAAGCAACGCGAUACUGGCUGGAUGGCGGCUUGGUGCCACGUGCAGGGAAGAAGCCGAAGCCGAAGUUGGGCGGCAAAGCGAAGGGCUAUCUCGACGACGGGGAUGAUUUGGUGUCGUUGAAAGCGCCCGUUGAGCGAGACUACCUCUCAGAAGCGGUCCGUACUUACUGGCCAGGCAGGCACGACUCGCCGAGCGAAGGGCGCUAUGGCAUACGUCGACACGAGGAACAGUCGGUCACGAUGGCGGUAGGUAUCAUCAGCACGAUCCUCGCGGCGAUCUUGCUCAUCGGAGCCAUCGUGGGCUUCUCCUACGUGACGGCCUGGGGCGCGAAGCUUGGAAUGAUAUGCGCCUUCACCACCGUGUUUGCGUUGAGUGUGGGCAUAAUGACAAGCGCGAAGCGAGCGGAGAUCUUUGCGGCGACAGCGGCGUAUGCUGCCGUCCUGGUCGUGUUCGUCAGCAACGGGGAUUUGUCGGGGAGUCAGUGCUGCCCGACGCCGGGGCAGUAGCAGCAGAUCAGCAAUAGCGCUCGGCUCCGAGAUGAUUUGGCGUAAUCUUCCGGAUCACCGAUGGGAUGAACGCCACUCGGCCGAGAACCCAAGCUUUGGGUGGCAUUCCUUCAGAACAGCGGAAGACGAUAAAAACGUUUGGGGCAAGAGGGGAUGAAGUCUCUGCAAUCCUGGCAAGAUGGGAUUCACAACCUAAUCAGACCGCCAAAACCGCGCUGACAAGUCCUCCACGGCGAUCGAGAAUGGUGGGCCAUCUGAGAAGAGACAUAGUAGACGAAAUGGGCGAGGCAUUUGCCGGAUUCCGCAACCGCCUCCUUCAAGCAAGCAUCCUUGGAGAUGAAGCUUUGGCGUCGGCCCUCCAGGAAGAUGUCGUGAAAAGGUUUAGUUAACGGGUCCCGAGAGGGGCAAGGUCCACAACGGGCCCCCGGUCAGACCGGCCGGAAUGAACGGGUAUCGAUGGAUCACAA
This is a messenger RNA of Colletotrichum navitas, 1608 nucleotides long. RefSeq lists its product as uncharacterized. The transcript is spliced from 3 exons. The coding region runs from base 254 to 1141 and encodes 295 amino acids. The record is from RefSeq and is a predicted model, not a curated record. NCBI's taxonomy places the organism in Eukaryota, Fungi, Ascomycota, Sordariomycetes, Glomerellales, Glomerellaceae.